AUGCGUAUUUCUCCAACACCAAUUAAGCCAUUUUUUCCAAUAAAUGGAAUGGAAGAAUUCGAAACCGAUUAUUUUAAAGACAAGCCUGAAUUAAAAGGACAAAUUUCAGCUUUCUUUGAACAAAAGAAUAA
This is a messenger RNA of Entrophospora candida, 131 nucleotides long. The record is from the annotation of a GenBank genome assembly. NCBI's taxonomy places the organism in Eukaryota, Fungi, Glomeromycota, Glomeromycetes, Entrophosporales, Entrophosporaceae.